UGGUUGUCAUAAAUAUACUUUUUCUACUACGGGAUGUUGUCCUGAUUAUUCGAGUAGAUUUCAUUCGCUAAAUUAUCGGAUGAGGCAGAAGUAUGGGGCUGAGGCCCUUCAACCCAAAAUCCCUGAAGCUCCAAUUUCCAAGUCAGAUGAUAGUAGUGCUUCGAUCCAUGAACACUUGUUUCCCACUUCUUCACAACUAUUUGCAGAUUCGUUAAGAAGAGAUUUAAUGGAUUCGAUCCAGGUCGAAAUACUAGGUGAUAGGGUUGUAAUUAAUGGCUCAGCUACAAAGUCACUCAGAAUCUAUGAAGAUCCAGUUUCCGAGUCAGAUAAUGAGUAUAUGGGUCUCGGCUUCUUUGGGGAUUAG
Acaulospora morrowiae is the source of this 364-nucleotide messenger RNA. NCBI's taxonomy places the organism in Eukaryota, Fungi, Glomeromycota, Glomeromycetes, Diversisporales, Acaulosporaceae. The record is from the annotation of a GenBank genome assembly.